AGAUCCCACUGUUUCGCGUCUUCUUCACCUUUACCAUCUAAUUAUUCAAAUUAAAUCUUCCUCGGGAAGUGCGAUCCAGCAAAUUUUCAUGGCUAUCGACUACUCAAAAUGGGGCAACUUAGACACGGAUUCUGAAGCAGAAAUUUCGCCUCCGUCAGUCCCGACGCGCCGAGCUCUCACUCCCGCGGCCUUACAACCGGGUGCGCAAGCGACGGAAGCACCAGUCGCAAGUAGCAGGCCAGGAUCCAUCCAGGCCGUCAUGGUCCGGUGCGAUGUUAGCUUAGUGGUGUGCUAGCUUGUCCGGAAUAACGGUUACUCACGGCCCGGAGCCGGAAAGCAGGAUGUUGUGAAGACCCUAUGUUAAGCCUCGAUAUCCGGACUCCCGGGUGCUGGCUGUGCCACUGCGACGCGUUAGAGGCGCUCAGUCCUCUUCUCCUCCUCCUACCUCUUCCUACCUCUUCCU
Molecule: messenger RNA, 463 nt
Organism: Durotheca rogersii
Lineage: Eukaryota; Fungi; Ascomycota; Sordariomycetes; Xylariales; Xylariaceae
Exons: 1
Coding region: 89-295 (68 amino acids)
Source: RefSeq, a predicted model, not a curated record